GUAUUAUUUGUUAAUAAAACUCCUAAACUGUAUUUAAAAACCAUCUUCGCUAAUAAUUUUUAUAAAUUACAAGUAUUAUCUCACCAAUGCGAAUAUCAGGGUUAUUCAUUAUUCGAUCAUGAAGCACGUUCGAAAGAAGAAAUUUAGGAGCUGUGUUCUGCUGCGAUACAAUAAAAUAUGAAGUGCAAAUUUCGAGAUUCAAAUCAGAGCAGGAAAUUUUUCAAGACCAAAUGAACAGGGAUCACAUAACGAUCAAUCGACUCGAAAAAAUACUGGAGGACUCGCGCAAAGAGACCAUGGCUUCCCAGACCAAUACGCGAGAAUUGCAAUGCGAAGUCAAUAGGCUAAAGCAGAGGAUCUGCGAGCUCCAGAACAAAUUGAGUACCGAAUCGACGGAACUGCGAAAGUAUCAGACUCAGGCGGCCGAGUACAAUAAGCAGAUUUGCGAACUUCGUCGGCAAGUUACCAACGAAAGAUUUGAAAGAGCCAAGUUGCAAGAAAGCAACUACAGUCCCGAACGAUCAUGUCGUAAGAGCGAGAACAUUAAUAAUAAAAAUAAAGUCUGCUUCGCGCAACCGAAUCGACUGAAAUGUUGCCAAUGCGAAGUGACGGAGCCAGUGUGGAAGCAGCAUACGCACAGAUGCGGUAUAGCUUACAUCAUCCCGGAGAACCAACGAACCUCCGGUACCCAAACCCCAUACAACGAUGAGGGCCGCUGCUUUAAUAAGCGACUCUCCGCCGAAACAGCCGUCCACAAAUCUAAGACAGCCUCGACCUCGACCUCGACCUCGAUCUCGAUCGACAGCGCUUUCUCAUCUGCUCACGAAACCAACAGCCCUCGCAUUAACAACCUCGAUAAUAUCGCGAAAAUUAACGAGGGCCCGGCGGCGCUGUGCGACCGAAGCCAUAAUGACACGUGCGCGAACGAGAGAAAUUCGCAGGGACAAAUAAACGAGAGCCCGGGAUAUCCGAAGGCCAACCCGAAUAAUUCAACGGUUUGCCAAUGCCAGCUACUUAACAAAAUCAAGCAACACACGCCCCCCUACUGGAUGCUCCAAACGCUGAACCUGGUAAAUAAGCUCCUGGAGGAGAGGAGCGCGAAACGCGAACGAAUAUAUAGUAACACGGACCGCGAUGCCGAGCACUGUGCAUCGAAAUGCGAGCAGAUCGGGGCCAACGAGCCAACACCGAUUAAUAAUAACAGUGUAAACGUCAGCGGCAGCACCUCGGCUCGGCGGCUUCUCGAGAUCCUCGCCGACAUCCAACGCUACACCCAAAACAUCAACGAGCAUUUUAAGAUCAUAAACAAGCGCCGCUCGGCCGAUGAUCGGCGUGCCAUACCGACAUGCUCGAAGCAGCCGAGGUCGCAGGACCACCACCGUAUGCUCGUCAACUCCGACGAUGACAUGACUCUACCCACGGAAAAGCUCAGCCUACAGAGCUUCGUGUAUCAUCGCGAUGACGAGGAGCGAAUCCACUCCUCGACGCCGCGUAAGAACACCAACGACUUUAAUGAUUUGAAUGGGAGCACGGGAUGGAAUCGCAGCUGCCGAAGAUCCGACAAAAUUAUGGGCAUGCCCCUGAAUCCCGGGCUGUCGUCGUCGAAAGACAUGGAGUACGUGGACUCGGAAUCUUCGAACAUAACGAGCAAGACCGAGUACAAGUCGCUACCGAAGCUACGAACUCGCGGAUUAAAUGGAGAGCCGAGUGCUUGCGACCUCAAGUUGAAUGAGACAAGGUCGAACGACGUCUCGCGCCCCCACGUACAAUCCAUUCAGCAGAAGAUCGAUCGCCUGCGCAAUGAUAUAAUGUGCGACUUGGCAGAGCGGAAGGAUCAAAAGCUCGGGUAUGCCGAUUAA
Ceratosolen solmsi marchali is the source of this 1859-nucleotide messenger RNA. The record is from RefSeq and is a predicted model, not a curated record. NCBI's taxonomy places the organism in Eukaryota, Metazoa, Arthropoda, Insecta, Hymenoptera, Agaonidae.